AUGGCCAGCGGUGACCGAAGGCAUGGAAAGGAACCGGCGGUGGUGGCGGAGGACAACUUCCCGGAUGGGCUGCGCGUGCUCGCCGUCGACGACGACCCCGUCUGCCUGAGGGUCCUGGAGGCCGUCCUGCGCCAGUGCAACUACAAGCCAACGAUAGUGACGGAUGGAAGGACGGCGCUGAAGAUGCUGAGGGAGGAAGGCGAGGAGCAGUUCGACCUGGUGAUCACCGACGUGCACAUGCCGAACAUGGACGGCUUCCAGCUCCUAGAGAUCAUCGGCCUCGAGAUGGAUCUGCCAGUCAUCAAUAAUCAUACAAAACCUGAAAUUUCAGAUGACCACUUUACAUGUAUAAGAAAAUUUUCUGGGAGGAGGGUGGGGCAACCAGUGAUUGUUGAGGGUGGCGCAAAGAGUAAGAAGUGCUCAAAGAAGAAGAUAAAUGAUAGAGAAGGUUCUGAUGACAACAGAGAAAGCAGGAGUGUUCGGACCACCCGGAAUAAACCAAGGGUGUCAUGGACCGGUGAGCUGCACAACAGGUUCCUGGAAGUUGUCAACCAACUCGGCAUCGACAGGGCGGUUCCAAAGGCGAUAUUACAAAUGAUGAAUGUCCGUAACCUUAGUAGGGAGAGUGUUGCGAGCCAUUUACAGGUUUAA
Messenger RNA from Lolium rigidum, 651 nucleotides. RefSeq names its product two-component response regulator ORR24-like. The transcript has 5 exons. The coding region runs from base 1 to 651 and encodes 216 amino acids. NCBI's taxonomy places the organism in Eukaryota, Viridiplantae, Streptophyta, Magnoliopsida, Poales, Poaceae. The record is from RefSeq and is a predicted model, not a curated record. Gene Ontology annotation, biological process: cytokinin-activated signaling pathway; phosphorelay signal transduction system. Gene Ontology annotation, molecular function: DNA binding.